UCGAACCCUGCUGUCGACGCUCUGAUUCUUCUUCCUUUUCCCCUUUUUUUUUCACUUUUGAGUUAACUCUAAUCCUCGCUGCCUGAAAUUGAAAUUGGAGAGAUCCAUGGACCGUAGUAACUAACACCAGGCGGCCACUAGCCCACAACUAUUGUUUUGUGGGGUUGCUGCUGGAAUUGUUGGUUGCCGGCGGCAUGGAUCCGAGGGUAGAGAGCUUUGUGAUGGUGCACAACAUAGCUAAGAGGCACAACGUGGGGACGCUGGCUCGAAGUGCGACGGCAUUCGGGGUUUCGGAGCUCAUUCUCGUGGGCAGGAGAGACUUCAAUGCUUUCGGCAGUCAUGGCUCCACCUCUCAUCUUCGCUUCCGACAUUUCCACUCCCUGCACGACGCUCGCCUCUACCUCAAGGAGAGAGAUUGCGAUAUCUGUGGUGUUGAGAUUACUGAUGGGGCGGUUGCUGUAAAUCAACAUCCAUUUCGGAAGAGUACCGCUUUCCUUCUCGGUAACGAGGGGACUGGUCUUUCAACUAAGGAAUGUGAGAUAUGUGACUUCUUUGUUUACAUUCCACAAUAUGGGUCUGGCACUGCAUCAUUGAAUGUCACUAUAGCAGCUUCAAUCGUUCUGCACCAUUUUGGAGUCUGGGCAGGCUUCCCUGAAAGAACUCGUGAUGGAAACAAGUUUGUGGUGGCUGAGAAACCCGCGAAACAGGUUAGACGAAACUACUGUGCAGAUACAGCUGAGUCAGUUAUUGAGGAGCGAAAAAUUAGGAAAGAAAAUGCUUCUCAUAAUUUCUUUGAUAUGAAUGGAAGUGAUGAUUCCUCAUCAAUGCUGGAUACAUUGUUUGGUGGUUAGAUAUAGAAUUAGAAGGGCACAAGUGACAUUUUUUCUGACUCAAAAUUUGAAGGAGGCCUUUGACAUAUGACAUUAUCAAGCAUUGGGGUUCCAUAUUUAAUUUCCUAUCAAAGAGGGAUAUGACUGCCUAUGAGCCAGCAGUGAUGCUGGAAAAAAAAGGGUGUUGUUUUCAAUCCAUGGUCUGAGAGAAUCACCUUGGUUACCAUGUGGAAUCCUGGACCUUAAAGGUUUCAUCAUGGUGAUUGUUGUGAUCACAACCGUCUGUAUGAAAUUUUCUGUUCCAUAUAAAAAUUAUGACGUGGAGGUUUGAUCAGACCAUAUUUCAUGUUAAAAACAAAAAACCGGUGUCACUGGCAAGGUCUGACUUAGUAGCCAGUGGCUGGAAACAGCAUACUUGAUUUCCAAUUCCACAAUGUCAAAUUUAUUAAGUUGUGACUUAAGUUUUUUGGUAAUCAAGUCAUGACUUGAUACAAUAGCAAUUCUGUUUUGAAAACAAGUUAUCUGUUAUUCUGUAA
Molecule: messenger RNA, 1366 nt
Organism: Nelumbo nucifera (sacred lotus)
Lineage: Eukaryota; Viridiplantae; Streptophyta; Magnoliopsida; Proteales; Nelumbonaceae
Product: tRNA/rRNA methyltransferase (SpoU) family protein
Biological process (GO): RNA processing
Molecular function (GO): RNA binding; RNA methyltransferase activity
Source: RefSeq, a predicted model, not a curated record